AUGAAUUUCAAAAUGCUUAAGAAUUUUACACUCCCUAUUACUUUAACACCAUAUAAGGGGAUCGGAGAUCCUAAAGUUCAUGUCACAAAAUUCAAGUCUAUAAUAUUCCUCAAUAGUGACUCCGAUUCCAUCCUGUGCCGAUCUUUUCCAACUUUUUUAGAUGGAGCUGCCUUAUUAUGGUUUUCUAAUUUGCCUACAGGAUCCAUAACCAGCUUUGAUGAGUUUGCCAAGAUGUUCAUCAAUCAUUUCGCAGCGUUCAAAAUCUAUGUGAGAGACUCGGACUACCUCAGCACAAUUAAGCAAGGGCAGCACGAAAGCCUAAAAGACUACAUGACACGUUUUACAACAGCGGCCAUGGAAAUCCCUGACCUUAACCCAGAGGUACAGUUGAAUGCUAUAAAGAGUGGCCUUCGACCUGGAAAAUUCCAGGAAGCUAUCGCUGUGGCAAAACCAAAGACGUUGGAAGAGUUCCGAGACAAAGCAACUGGACAAAUCGAAAUAGAGGAGUUUUGCAAAACUCGGAGGAAUGAGAGACCACCAUCCAGGAAGGAAGAAGAAAGACCUUACAGGUCCCAGAACAAAUCUUCCAAAAAACCCUUCAAGCUAGUUCUAAAAUUCGAUUCAUAUACCAAGUUCAACACCAAAAGGGAAGACAUAAUCAAAGAAAUCCUUCACAAUAAGCUCAUAAGCCUAAUCUAA
Messenger RNA from Arachis ipaensis, 699 nucleotides. Lineage: Eukaryota; Viridiplantae; Streptophyta; Magnoliopsida; Fabales; Fabaceae. The record is from RefSeq and is a predicted model, not a curated record.